AUGUCCUCCUACUCCCGAAGCUCCGCCGCCUCCCCUUCCCUCGGGUCGGAGGGGAAGAAGAAGAACCCGAUGGCUCUGACUGCCCUUGAGGUCAUCAACAUGUUUCGAACUCUCGAUCUCAACGGGGAUGGUGAGAUUACGCACGCGGAAUUCAUCAAGGGGCUGAAGAGAAACCCUACCAUCGGAGAGAAGCUCGGGAUGCCGAGCGAGUUCCGGCUGGAGGAAGGCACCCGUCAGUCCUACCAGCUCACCUUCGGUACCAUCGACAACGACGGCUCCAAGAGCAUCGAUCUCUCAGAGCUCCUGCACUUCUACGGUCACCUCUCCCUUGCCCAGCCCGAGCUGAGGAACCUCCUCCUCCUCUGUGGGUACAACGAGCAGGCCAUCGAGCUCAUCCUCGGCCGUGCGGGGCUGCUGUCCAUGUCCGUCUCCUCCUUCUCCUCCGCUGGAUCCUUCGGCCAGCCGCAGGAUGAGAAGUCGAGGGCUCAGAGGAGGGAGGAGAUUCUGCGCAAGAAGCGGCGGGACGCGUACAUCAGGAGCAUAGGAGGAGAAGUGUCGGGGGUCUCGUCGCCGAGGGGAGCGAAGAAGCAGGAAGAGCAAGUUCCAGCAGCGAAGCCGCUGACGGCGCUGGAAGUGAUCGACUUGUUCCGUACGCUCGACCUCAACGGAGAUGGAGAGAUUACACAUGCGGAGUUUCUCAAGGGACUCAAGGCAAACCCGCUCAUCGGGGAGAAGCUCGGCAUGCCCUCAGACGUCAGGGCGGAGGACGGCACUCGAGACUCCUACCAGCUAACCUUCGGGAGGAUCGACAACGACGGGUCCAAGAGCAUCGACCUGACGGAGCUGUUGGGAUUUUAUGGCCACCUCUCCCUCGACCCGUCCGAGCUCAAGAGUCUGCUGUCGCUCUGCGGUUACGAUGAAGAGACCAUCGAGCUCAUCUUCGGGCGCGCUGGACUGAUCUCCAUGACCGUCUCCUCCGUCUCUUCCGACGAGCUCAUCGAAGCCGAGGAGACAACUGGCGAUCGUGCUGUCCUCAACAUCCCACGGGAGCAGAGGAAGGCAGAGCAGUUGAGAAAGAAGAAGCGCGACGAGUUCCUGCGCCGCAUGCAGAUGAAGACUGACAGCGGCGGCUCUGCCCAGCAGCCUCCCCUGCUGAUGAAAGAGCGAAUGCCCUCAGCUGGAACCCUCCUCAACUUCCCCGAGAAAUACUUCGGCGAUGACGUCGGGGGAGCUGGGAAGGGAGCAGGAGCAGGAGCAGGAGCAGGAACAGGAACAGGAGCAGGAGCAGGAACAGGAGCAGGAGCAACAGGAGGAAGAGGAGGAGGGGUGGGAGGAGGCGUUGGUGGAGGUCAGCUGGAGAAGAGGGAGAAAGGAGGGGGAGACAGGCUGUCCAAGGUCAGAGAAGACAACGAGUUGACACAGAGGGCCCUCCAGAACGUCAAACCCUCGUACAAGCGAGCUCUCCACCUCGACCCCUACAACGUCAACACUCUCUGCAACUACGGUUGGCUCCUCCACGACGUCAGGAGGGAUCACGAUGCCGCGGAGCAGCUGUACAAGCAGGCGCUUCGGAUCGACCCGAACCAUGUGAUGACCUUGUGCAACUACGGGGCUCUGCUGCACGAGUAUCUGCACGACGUGAAGGGCGACCUAAGGGAGGUGGAGGGCAUGUACCAGAAGGCCUUGAGAAUCGAUAAGAACCACGUGGACACGCUGAACAACUACGGGCUCCUCCUUCACAAGACCAAGUGUGACUUCGAUGGGGCCGAAGAAAUGUACCGAAGAGUCUUGCAGCUGGAUCCCAACCAAGUGGACACUCUCUGCUCCUACGCCCUCUUGCUGCGAGACGUGAGAAAAGACAUGCCGCAUGCCAAACAGCUCGUUCGACGUGCAAUGCAGCUUGACCCUGAGCACCCAUGGCUGCAGCAGAACGCUGAUGUGUUCCUGGCAUAG
Messenger RNA from Guillardia theta CCMP2712, 1953 nucleotides. RefSeq lists its product as hypothetical. The coding region runs from base 1 to 1953 and encodes 650 amino acids. The transcript has 16 exons. The record is from RefSeq and is a predicted model, not a curated record. NCBI's taxonomy places the organism in Eukaryota, Cryptophyceae, Pyrenomonadales, Geminigeraceae. Gene Ontology annotation, molecular function: calcium ion binding; protein binding.